Messenger RNA from Candida tropicalis MYA-3404, 846 nucleotides. Its product is annotated as lipoyl(octanoyl) transferase. Bases 1 to 846 code for a protein of 281 amino acids. Gene Ontology annotation, cellular component: mitochondrion. The record is from RefSeq and is a predicted model, not a curated record. Gene Ontology annotation, molecular function: lipoyl(octanoyl) transferase activity. The transcript has a single exon. Gene Ontology annotation, biological process: protein lipoylation. Lineage: Eukaryota; Fungi; Ascomycota; Pichiomycetes; Serinales; Debaryomycetaceae.
AUGAUCGGGAACAUGUCGUUAGCUACACCUACAUCCAGUGCAUUUACUUUCUUACGAACAUAUCAUACCAUACGUCCAGGAUAUAACCUAUUAAAGCAUGUUCAUUUCUCAGGAAUUUCAACAUUUCAACAUGGUUUAAAUGUACAAAAAACCAUUGCUGAUCGUCAUUUAAAUUAUAAAACUUUAGAAACUAAAGUUCGUAGAAUGCAAAGAAGAAAUGAAUUGAAAGAUCCCAAUUUAUUACGUAAAGUUCAUUCUUUACAACCUUCACCUACUAUUUUCACAUUUGAAUUUCAUAAUGUUUAUGCUGGUGGAUUAAGACUGAAAAAUGAAAUUAAUGAAAUUGAUAUUGAAAAUUUUAAAAAAUUAGGUAGUCGAUAUUAUCAAUUAGAUAGAGGUGGUCAAGUUACUUGGCAUGGACAAGGACAACUUGUUGCUUAUUUAGUACUUGAUUUAAAAUCUUUUGAAAAAUUAUCAACUAAAUGUUAUGUUAAUAAUGUAUUAUUAAAAAGUGCUCAAAAUGUAUUAAAAGAUAAUUAUAAUUUGAAUACUAUAUUAACUGAUAAUCCAGGUAUUUGGAUAAAUGAUGAUUUAAAAAUCGGUAGUGUUGGUAUUAGAGUACGUCAUGGUAUAACUGAUUUUGGUAUAAGUUUAAAUAUUAAUCCUGAUUUAAAAUAUUUAAAUACUUUUGAAAUGUGUGGUUUGAAAAAUAAAAGAGCUACUUCAAUUAAAGAGCAACUUGGUAUUGAACCAAAAAUAGACGAUGUUGCUGAUUUAUAUGUUAAAGAAAUUGCUAAAGCUUUAGAAGUUGAUAAAAUUGUCUCAAUCACUUCUGAUGAUUUGUAA